This is a messenger RNA of Aplysia californica (California sea hare), 1421 nucleotides long. RefSeq names its product NADH dehydrogenase [ubiquinone] 1 beta subcomplex subunit 11, mitochondrial. The record is from RefSeq and is a predicted model, not a curated record. The coding region runs from base 33 to 545 and encodes 170 amino acids. NCBI's taxonomy places the organism in Eukaryota, Metazoa, Mollusca, Gastropoda, Aplysiida, Aplysiidae. The transcript has 3 exons.
CCCAAACAUUGAAGAGUUCUACAUCGUUCAAGAUGGCGGUGGUACUGAGGUCGUUAUGCCGACAAGGUCGGCAUUUUCGUAACCUUUCUGGUAUUCAGAGUCCUCGUAUUGUAGUUGUUCCAACUUUAAAACAAGUAGCAUUGAUAUCCACAUCCAAAAAAGAUAAAGGUAUUGGUGCUACCGUUGAGCCGAUGGAAAAAUCGGAUGAACUGAAGAGGCUUACUGAGCGGUUCGAGAACACUGACAAGGACAACGAAGAGAACUGGACAUCAUACGGCUAUGAGCCAGGGGAUCGGGACAGCGACUGGUUUUACCACCAUUUCUUCAUGUUUGCCACAGUGACUGUUGGUGUCUGCUGGGGUGGCUUCAUACUGUCUUACAUGCCGGACAUGAAAUUUGCCGACUGGUGCCAGAGAGAAGCGUUCCUUGAGCUUGAGCGCAGAGAGCGGCAAGGUCUCCCCCUGGUGGACCCGAACUACACCAACCCGGAGUCGAUAGCUCUGCCGUCAGACGAAGACAUCGGAGAGCAAGAGAUCAUCAUCUAGGAACUUUUUUGUUUUGUUUCUUUGUUUUUUUUGUUUUUUUUUACUAAAUAUCCUUGUGAUGAUCGGCUUGUCAUUUUUGUGCGUGUGUGACCCGUACAUUUGUGCUGAAAGGAUGGGAGAAUUUUUCGGACCUGCUGGUGACGAGAUGUAGUGGUAUCUCAUGUGGGGAUGUUUUUUUUUUAAUCGAAACAUUCAAUACUGGAUGUUGACUAAAGAAACUUUUUACAAAAAAGUUUAACAAAAAAGGUUUUUGUCCUUAAUUUGUUUCUUUUUUUUUUUCUUCUCAUAUUGUUGAAAAUGUUAUGGUGGGGUUUUUUUUCGGUGUAAGGGAAUUGCUGCUGUACCUUGCAUUGUAAGCAUUUCUCUUUUCAGACUAAAUUUUCCACCAAUAGAACCAAGUUGGGAAAACAGGGGAAAAGUAGAGAACAUUGUGCGUUAAUCUCAUGUCUUUUGCGGGUUAGAAGUAGUUCAGAAAGACUCAUUGAAAGUGAAUCAUUUUCCCAUCGUGCUUGCAAAUGCUUAGUGGUAACUAGAGACUGACAGACCGUUUGUCAUUGUUCUCCGUAAGCAAUUUCUGAAGCGCAAUCUCUGUUAUUGUCUCUUGUCUACUGACCUGUUGGUGUUCUGACCCUACACAGUUACUGAUUGACUUCGAUCAAGUUUAAGACGGCCAGCUUGACUUUGUUUUGUUUUAUUGGUGUUAAAGUGUACGGUAAUGCAUAAGUGAGCCUAAAAAAACAUUGAAUAGUCUGGAUUAUUCCUAGAGAAGCGUUUAGUUGAAAUCGAGGAAUUUCCAAUACCGGUACCGGUUUUUUCUCUUAUGAUAGAAUAUAAUGUACAUAAUUAUUAAAACCUUAAUAAAAAAUGGAAAAAGUA